Plodia interpunctella (Indianmeal moth) is the source of this 1348-nucleotide messenger RNA. RefSeq names its product glycoprotein-N-acetylgalactosamine 3-beta-galactosyltransferase 1-like. The transcript is spliced from 7 exons. The record is from RefSeq and is a predicted model, not a curated record. Gene Ontology annotation, cellular component: membrane. Lineage: Eukaryota; Metazoa; Arthropoda; Insecta; Lepidoptera; Pyralidae. The coding region runs from base 84 to 1136 and encodes 350 amino acids. Gene Ontology annotation, molecular function: N-acetylgalactosaminide beta-1,3-galactosyltransferase activity.
AUAACUCACUAUAAUAUUUAAUCGACAAGCUAAAUUGUCCAAGUACACACUACUUUAGUGAAAUUCUGGAAAUCAUCAAUUCAAUGGAUAUACGUGUGGUGAUAUUCGCGAUCGGGUUUAUAUCAGCUUGUAUUGAUACUGUCACGGCCAUAGAAUGGAAAAACCUAGGUACUCGUAUUUCGCAGUUUUUAAAUCAGAUAUUGUACAACAUAGGAUUUAAAUUGUAUCUACGUGACGAAAACAAAGAAAAUGAUAGAUUUGAAUCUGAUAUCGAAGAAAAAGAUUUAAACAUGACUGUAGAAUACGAUAACUUGCUUUGGAGGAACGAGAACAGAACUGUGGCUGAUGACAUACGAAUUAGAGUAAGCUUGCUCUGUUGGAUUAUGACUUAUCCACGGAAUCACAUGAGACAAGCGAUACACAUCAAAAGGACAUGGGGCAAAAGAUGCGAUAUAUUGCUUUUUAUGAGUACCGGGAAUGAUCAGCGAUUGCCAACGGUGAAACUGCAAACACAUGAAGGUAAAUUUAUGUUAUGGGGCAAGACCCAGGCGGCUAUGCGGUAUAUCUACACAAAUUAUCUGAACCAGGCGGAAUGGUUUUUGAAGGCUGAUGAUGACACAUAUGUCAUCGUCGAAAAUCUAAAAUACAUGUUGAAUGAUUACAAUACCAACGACCCAAUAUACUUUGGAUACAAAAUAAGAUUGGGCUCCACGAAAAAUGGCUACUUCAGUGGUGGAGCAAGUUACGUAUUGAGUAGAGAGGCACUAACCCGCUUAGUGUCCAAGGGUUUGGACCCCAAGUUAUGUAAUACUUCACCGAUCGGAUAUGCAGAAGACCUGGAUUUGACCCUAUGUCUAGAUAAACUUGGAGUAACACCUAUGGACUCGAGGGACGAGUACGAGAGAGGUCGAUUCUUUCCAUUUGUUCCAAAUCACCAUGUUGAUGCUACAAUUAAAAAAGACUAUUGGUUUUGGGUAUACAAUUACUAUCCACUCUCAACGGGACGUGAUUGCUGUUCGGAAUUCACCAUUUCCUUUCACUACAUAAACAGAAAUAUGAUGUACGUGUUGGAGUACUUUGUGUACCAUCUCAGGCCCUUCGGCGUCGUCUACGAAUAUCAUCAAAUUUAUAAUUGAGGAGCUUAUCUUAUUAAUCACCAUCAGCUUAAAAUAAUCACGUAGUUUUGUUGUGUUUCAGUGAUAUCAAACUAUUUGCAUUAUGAUGAAGCACUCUUAAAAUAAAUGUUGACAUGAAUUUCAUUUUGAAAAUUACCCAAAAUUUUGGUUUUUAAGCUGUAUUUAAGUUUUCAGUGAAAACCUUAUUACUGUAAUACUUUAUAAUUCAAAUA